This is a messenger RNA of Xenopus tropicalis (tropical clawed frog), 1104 nucleotides long. RefSeq lists its product as uncharacterized. The coding region runs from base 88 to 1104 and encodes 338 amino acids. The record is from RefSeq and is a predicted model, not a curated record. NCBI's taxonomy places the organism in Eukaryota, Metazoa, Chordata, Amphibia, Anura, Pipidae. The transcript is spliced from 2 exons.
AUAAAACUGGUGAUUUCUAUAAAUAGAUACAGAUACAGGACCUCGGAAACGUGAUAUUCCACACUGAAUAGAAUUCUGGAUUUGAAGAUGUUCCUCAGAUCUAUUGUCGGCUGGCUGCUGACUGUUGCUCUGCUGCCAUUGGCUUUAUCAAGACAAGUCUAUACUACAAGCUAUGGUGGGACUUGCACAACCGCUUGUAAACAAUCUAAAACAGGGUACUAUUGGUGUGAACAGAAAGGUGGCAACUAUAAAUGGUGGGAUUACUGCUCCCCUAAAGAAGGUUAUGAUUCCAACUACAGGCCGUGUUUAUCAGGUUGUCAGAAGAUCAUGGGUUCUAAGUACGAACAGUGUUUUACAAGCGAAGGAUGGAGUAAAUGUGGACAUGUAGUUGAAGAGUUUGAGAGUUACUAUACCUCAGAUAAUGCACUUUGUGUAACUGAUUGUAUGUUUGAUAGAGAAUAUUUUAUAUGUACAGACAUACGUGGAAAAAAACAAAAAUGCUCACCAUUAAAGGAUGUAACUGCAAAAGGAGAGACAUGCCGAAAAGAUCACCCAUGUGAUUCACACGGUAACGGUUACACCUGGUGCUACACAAGCUAUAAUAAAGAUUGGGGUUAUUGCGGGAAAGUAUUAAGUGACUGUGAAUAUCAUCACCGAACAAUACGUGCUGAUGGAGAUAAAGAGAUUUGUAGAAUAACAGACAGGGGAAACAGACGUGAGUUGGUACUAACAGCCAUUCCAGUGCCUGAUACUGAUUUCCGCCGACCGUUACGAGUACAAUAUACUGAAGCCUCCCGUCUCAUUAACACAAUAGAUGCUAACUUUUAUUUCCCCAAUCGCAUCCACACCAUGGCUUCUUCUGAUGAUGUUAGACUGGAUAUGCAAGGGUCAUUUCAGCAUGAUGGAGUUAGGUAUCUGAAUGUACAACUUCAACUAAAUCAGCCAAGGGGAGAACGUUCCACAACCAUCGCUCAAAUCCUUUUCCCACAGGAUCUAGACACUGUUGUCUUUUCCAGAUACAUAAGAAGAGCCCUGCACACCAGCAUGACUAGCUCUUACUAUAGACCUCCUGUAAAGAUUAUCAUAACUAUGAACCGUAUCUAA